Molecule: messenger RNA, 497 nt
Organism: Talaromyces stipitatus ATCC 10500
Lineage: Eukaryota; Fungi; Ascomycota; Eurotiomycetes; Eurotiales; Trichocomaceae
Exons: 2
Source: RefSeq, a predicted model, not a curated record
GUUGCGAUUUGUUUCAACUACAUAAUCGCUGAUGCCUAAGGUAGAAAGAUCUCUCAGCCUCAAUGGGUCCAACGUGCUUCAGCCUCUGACCCCACACUGGAUUUCCCGAGAUUAAUUUACACUGACGGACAACAUCGAUAAUUAUCAGCUGAAACGACAACAACGGCUUGUGUCACAACCGUGCGGUUUGAGAAACGUACCGCUGAGUGAUAUCUUCUCUUCUGAACCAUCGCUCGUCCCAUCCCAUCCAUCCAUCUAAAGGAGAGACGAAAAGCAAGAUGAUGAAAAAAAAGGAAGUCUACACAAACAUCACCCCCCUCCCAUCCUUCAUUCCCCGCCAACUAGCCCUCGACAUCCUCCACAGUCACAGUGAAAUCAUAACCCUCAACCCUUUGGUUCUCUCACACAAACCCAUAUCUGCGCCCCGCGACGCCCCCGCCGAAGAUAUUAUUCAACCUGGUACGAAAUCUCCGAAAGAAUCCAAGUCGUCCCCGGUG